AUGGCGCGUGCUGCCUUCCUCCCUGCCGCGGCAGCGGCGGUGGCAGUUCUUGCCUGGUGGCAUUCUCGUCGAAGGCAGAAGAAGCCAUACACGUCCAUUGAAGCUGCAGAGGACCCAGAGGUAGUGGGUGCCAUAUUGCCCGAUGCCUACGAGGGCACACGCCUUGCCACGGCGCGCCAUGCAUUCUGCGUGGCCCAUUCCUCUCCGCUAAGUGAUGCAGUGCAGCAAGUGGCAGACCGGACGCAGAAGCUGCGGAUGCCUCAAAUGCUCAGUAGCCCCCUCACAGUGCAGCUGUUGCAGUCAAUAAUCCGGGCCUCGCAGGCCACACGCGUCCUUGAGAUCGGCACCUAUACAGGCUUCACGGCUAUUGGUAUGGCGGAGGCCUUGCCACCCGGAGGCACCGUGGUUUGCUUGGACGAUUUCUCAGAUGAGCCCGACGCCCAGACGGUUUGCGAAGAGGCCAUCGCCAGCAGUGCCGUGAGUGGCCGCAUCCAGCUGCGCGUGCAGCAGGCCUUGCGGGGGCUUAAGCAGCUGGCAGAUGAAGGUGCAGGUCCCUUUGACAUUUGUUUCAUUGACGCGGACAAGGAAAACCAAAUAGCUUAUGUGGAACUCUUAGACGAUGCAGCGCUCCUGAAGCCCGGUGCCUCCGUGCUGGUUGACAACACCCUUUGGUACUCGCGCGUCUUAAGGCCGAGUGACAAGCAUGACAAAGCCACAGCAGCCAUAGCAGAGUUCAACAAACAUGUCCUGGGUGGGCGCUGGCACGUAGCCAUGCUGCCAAUCAGGGAUGGAAUCACCAUAUUGCAGAGGGUGGCGCCUGCGCCUUAA
Molecule: messenger RNA, 828 nt
Organism: Effrenium voratum
Lineage: Eukaryota; Dinophyceae; Suessiales; Symbiodiniaceae
Source: the annotation of a GenBank genome assembly